AUGUUCUCAGCAUUGAUUCCAAUUGCCAAAUUACUUUUGAUUUCUCACAAGUAUUCUCCAAUUGCCCUUACUAGUGAUCCUGCACUAUAUGCCCCGAAGAAACCAUACAGUCAAAGCUCGAUAUAUAUAAAAAUAAACUCAGAGCUCGAUAUCACACCCACUGGUUUUUUUAAAGACCAGUUGCCGUUUUUUGAAAUAAAGUUGGUCGCACUAAAUUUCCUUAUACGGAACAAGGAAACACAGAACCUUUUCAAAAAGCGAUUUAUCAAAAGCAGAAAAUAUGGGGGUCCCAAUGAAGUAUUAACAUCGAAAGUAAAUGUGUUUAUGAGUUAUAAUUAUGCUUAUAAUAAUCCACUGAUGUAUCCCAUAUUAUGGUGAUAUCAUCAUAUGAAAUAUAAUCACUAUCAUGCAUGCUAAACCUGUGUGUUAAAUAAUAAAGUAAUCGGUAGACACCUUU
This is a messenger RNA of Phycomyces blakesleeanus NRRL 1555(-), 457 nucleotides long. RefSeq lists its product as hypothetical. Bases 1 to 378 code for a protein of 125 amino acids. The record is from RefSeq and is a predicted model, not a curated record. The transcript is spliced from 3 exons. NCBI's taxonomy places the organism in Eukaryota, Fungi, Mucoromycota, Mucoromycetes, Mucorales, Phycomycetaceae.